AUGCAAGAUAAUUCAUUACUAAUCACCCAAUCUGUUAGCUCUCUGAAAUCUAUCAGAGUUCGCUACUCGUCACCGAAACUAGUGACCGUGCUUCAAAUCUUUCUCCAUACACCUCCAUAUUCCCAUUAUAUUGUACUUAUCUCGCUUUCUUUCUGUCUUUCUUUUUUGCAUACUUUCUUUUUCUUUCUUUUUCCUUUCUUUCCUUUUUUCUUUCCUUCUCUUUUCUUUCCCUCUUUCUUUUUUUUCUUCUUUCUUUUUUCCUUCUUUCUUACUUUUUUCUUUCUUCCUUUCUUUUAUAUUAUCUUCUUUAUUUCUUUUACCACUUUUCAUUCAUUGUUAUUUUCUCAUUCUUUUCAAUUUUCAUUUUCUUACUUAAUCACAGCUGAUAAUUCUUGCUUGUUGUCUUUACUUUCUUUUUCUUUUUCUUUUCUUUCUCCCUCUCUCUCUCUCUCUUUCUUUCUCUCUCUCUUUCUUUCUUUCGUUCUUUUCUUUCUUUCUUUCUUUCUUUCUUUCUUUCUUUUUCUUUCUUUCGUUCUUUCUUUCUUUCUUUCUUGUUCACAUUCAUAUACGCUCUAUCUUUCGAGACUUGUAUCCACCCCUUUACUGCGAUUUGAAACACUUCUUUUUCGUUUGCUCAUCAAUAUUCUCUUUUUCUAUCUCAAUCCCAAACAUUUGAACAUUCUCAAUUCUCAUUCACUCUUUUCCUUAAAUUCUGUUUUUAUCUGUCCUUUUCUCUGUAUCUUUGUUUGUCUGUCUUUUCUCCUUACUUUUUUGCUCUUUUAUACUCUUUUUUCUUUCUUUCUCUUCUUUCUUUCUUUCUUUCUUUCUUUCUUUCUUUUACUCACCUACCUUUCUUUCGAGCACAUCCUUGUGCAAAUUAAUUGA
This is a messenger RNA of Acanthosepion pharaonis, 885 nucleotides long. NCBI's taxonomy places the organism in Eukaryota, Metazoa, Mollusca, Cephalopoda, Sepiida, Sepiidae. The record is from the annotation of a GenBank genome assembly.